AUGUCAGAUUACAGGUAUUUUCAGAGUAGGGCAAUUCUUGCACCCACGCUUGAGAGUGUCGAGAAGGUAAACGAUUUUGUCUUGACAAUCUUUCCAUGGAUGGAAAAGGAGUAUUUGAGCUCUGACACAACAUGUCAAGCUGAUGAGAAUGAAGAUGUAAAACAAGAGUGGUUCACAUCAGAGUUUCUAAAUGACAUCAAAUGUUCGGGACUACUCAAUCACAAGUUGACUUUGAAGCCAGGAGUCGCUGUAAUGCUGUUGCGAAACAUAGACCAGACUUCAGGUUUAUGCAACGGGACAAGAUUAAUAGUUAACAAACUUGGCAGCAACGUAAUUGGAGUGACGGUAGUGACCGGUAGAAAUAUUGGAGAUAAAGUGUACAUUCCAAGAAUGAACUUGAUCCCUUCAGAUUCAGGAUUGCCAUUUAAGUUCUAA
This is a messenger RNA of Arachis duranensis, 435 nucleotides long. RefSeq lists its product as uncharacterized. Lineage: Eukaryota; Viridiplantae; Streptophyta; Magnoliopsida; Fabales; Fabaceae. The transcript has a single exon. The coding region runs from base 1 to 435 and encodes 144 amino acids. The record is from RefSeq and is a predicted model, not a curated record.